Molecule: messenger RNA, 3698 nt
Organism: Danaus plexippus (monarch butterfly)
Lineage: Eukaryota; Metazoa; Arthropoda; Insecta; Lepidoptera; Nymphalidae
Gene: Acn
Product: apoptotic chromatin condensation inducer in the nucleus
Exons: 5
Coding region: 186-2849 (887 amino acids)
Molecular function (GO): RNA binding
Source: RefSeq, a predicted model, not a curated record
AAUUGAAUUCAAUAUGGCCGAAUAGUUAGCUUGCUUUUCUAUUAUCAACGCUUAAAUAAGGUUGUAAAUAGAAGCAAUUGAAUAUUAUUACGGAACCAGUUAGUAAGAUCUUUUGAGUUCAACCAUUUAAUUGUUUUGACUAUCAUUAUAAAAGUUGUAAAGUUUUAGAUAGCCUAAAUAUAACAAUGCGUCGUAAAAGUGAUCGUACCGCUAGUAAGAAGACAAAACCUUCGCCGGAAAAAAAAGAAAAAGUGGAAAAAGUAAAACGACCUAGAACACGGCGUAGAAAGCAAUCGACAACAUCUGAAAGUGAAUCUGCUGAAGAGCCCGCUCAAACAGUUCAAAAAGUAGAGGUUGUGGAGUCGCAAAAUGAACUCCCUCCAAAAUCUGUAAAAGAGGAUAGUCCUGAAGAAUCCCAAGAGCAGGUUUGGCAUGUUAAGGCUACCGAAACUUCGGGUGAUGUUGGUGAAAUAAAAAAGUUGAAAAUAUGUCUUGCUCGUCCGCCUUCCACUCCAGAAAGAGUGGAUAGGUCACCGAGAAGUAAAAGGAAGCACUCUCGCGCUACGAGUUCAAGUGAUAUUCCAAGCGUUGAGAGUGAAGAUAAAAAAAAGCCGAAACAUCGUUCCAGACGUGGCGCAGCCGAAGUAAAAGAUAUAAUUUCGGACAAAAACCAAGAUAGUCAAGGUGAUGAAGCAGAAGUAGAAGCGCCAGUUGAAGUUCCAACAGUAUCAGAGUCUUCAGCAGUUUGUAAGGAGUCAAAAAGUGUCGACAUUACUGUUGAUGAAACUCCUAUGUCAACAACCUGCGAGGAUGACAAAGUUGAGACAACAAUUUCAGAAACUGUUACUCAAACUGAAUCGAAAGAUAUUGAGACAUCAAAAUUAGAUGUACCAGCGAAGUCCUCUGAUGCUGAUACAACAGUACUGUCACCUAAACCACAGGCUGAUAAUGACAAUGUAGAAAAAGAUACAUCUGAAAUUGAUGAAAAGUGGUUACCCGAAAAAGGGAAAAGGAGUUCUAUAGAUGAGGAGGUAAAAGAAAGGAGUUCUAUAGAUGAGGAGGUAAAAGAAACACCUUCAAAAAAUGAGAUUUCUGAAAAAGGAGAAGUAUGUGAGAGUGAAGAGAAUAUUACACAUGAGACGGAAAAGGCAAUGGAUAGUAACGAAACUACUGUAUCAUCUGGAGAAGGUGAAGUUGAAACGGAAAAGGUAAAGGAAGCUGAAGAAAAUUCCAAAGAAGAUAAAUCUGCUUCUGAAGAGAAAAUAUCAAAAGAUGAACAAAAACCAAAUGAUUUGAAGGAAGAGGUAAAAACCUUAUCUCCAAAAAAGAAUGAUAGUCCUAUAAGAAAACGCAGUUUGUCUACAGAGAAAUCUGAAAUUUUGGAAUUACAUGCGGAGGAAAGUCGGUGUGAUUCUACAGAAAUGUGUUUGAAUGAAGCUCAAGAAAAUAUGUCGCAAGACAAUCAGCUUAAAGAGGUUAAUGAUGUGGUAUCGAGUGAGGUAAGUAUUAAUGAAACUUCAACUGAAAUUUCAGAGAACACCACUUCUAUCAAGGAUGCUGUAAGUACUAAUGAACAUAAUGUUGUAGAGAGCUCUAAAAAAGUAGAAACUAUAAAGCAAUCAGCUGAUACUGCAGUUGAUAAUUCUCAUGAAAAAGCUGAUAUGGAUGCUGAAGUUGUUACAAAUUGCCCUGCGGUAGCCCUAACUAGUGAACCAUCAAACAUGAUCAGCCAUGAUAUUCAUAAUGGACAAGCUACACCAGCAGUAACAAGCCGUAAAAGACGAUGGGGAUCUCGUCCAAAUAGAUUAUCUACUCAGAAGUCAAUUACCAUUUCUACUGAUAUUCUUAAAGAAAUAAUACCAGAUGUGAAGCCAACAGAGUUUGAGGAAGUCAUUGAAGAAACAAAACAUAAAAGAGUGGAAGUUUCAGAGAAGGUAGAAAGACCAGUAUUGCCAAAAAUUGUUAUCGAUAAUACAGAAAUUGUUGAAAAUGUUAAAAAGGAUCAUAGGUUAGAUGAAAGAGACAAAGAAAAUGUUAAAUCGAGAGACACCAACCUGGCGACAUCAAGAAAAAUAUCCAUAGUCAAAGAAAAUGACAGUAUAAUAGCAAGGCCACCAAGCCCACCAAGGCAUAAGCAGUCAAAUAUUCUAUAUAUAACUAAUCUAGUGAGACCCUUCACAAUUCUCCAGCUAAAAAAUUUGUUACAAAGGACAGGAAGAAUAAUGGAGAAUGGUUUUUGGAUGGACAAAAUAAAAUCCAAAUGUUUUGUGAAAUAUGAAAAUGAAGACCAAGCCAUAGAAACAAGGCAUGCCCUGCAUGGUGUAACAUGGCCUGUGUCAAAUCCAAAAACAUUACAUGUGGACUUCUCAACAGAAGAAGACUUUAAUAAGGCUCAAGAGAAUGUUGGAACAGAAAAUACACAAACUUCAACCAUUCCUGGCACUGUGGAAGAUUGGCUGCGGGAGCAAGAUAUGAAGAGAGAGAAGGGAGAUGGGCAAAAACCAUGGGAAAGGAAAGCGGCGAUGCGAGAAUGGGAUAUGGGCAAGAAUGACAAAGACAAGGAAGUUUCAAGACCAGAGAAGAUGGUCCGAGAGGAGAGACCUCUCGAAAAAAGAAGACAUCGGACACCAGAGAGGAGUCCUGAACCAGCAAGGAAGUUUAAGAAGAAAGAAGAGGAAGCACCAGCCAAAUUAUUAGACGAUUUGUUCAGAAAAACAAAAACCACACCCUGCAUCUAUUGGCUACCACUGUCAGCUGAAACAAUAGCAGUGAAAGAGGAACAAAGGCGGCAGCACAUGGCCGAGCAUGAGAGACGGUUGCAGGAGCUGCGACGCAACCGCAGACACUAACAUGGUCCGUCUAUACAUACACACAAACACACACACAUACACAUACAUACAUAAACACCCACAUACACAGGUAUAUACACACACCCACACAUAUAUACCUGCACACACACCAUAAACUAGGCACACUAACACAUUCUCAUCCAUUACUCACGCCUCAUGCCAUCACUCCUCAUCAUUUUGUAUUAAUGCUUUGUCGUUGAGACUUUUCUUUCCAGGUUCUCAUUACUGUCCAUAAAGACAGUCAAGUCAGUUCAAAUUCCAGAUAAUAAUUGCUUAAUACUUUAUAAUGUAUUCAUUGUAAGACGACCUAGGUUUAAUUAAAAGAAAUCGAAGAAGAUAUGUUUAUAAGGGAUCCCUAGAGCUAUCAAUUUAUAUUGUACGAAAUGUUAUAGAAAAAAGGGAAGUGGGACGGAAACCCAUGAUUUAAUACGUCGUCGGAGUACCGCAGUCGCUCGAUCGUGGCAGACAUUUUGGAACUCCGCAGCGGAAAAUACGCUUGUUUUUUGAUUUGACUCGAGGAAUCUUCGUGUCGAGUUUCACCAAUUUUUGUCCUGCAGCUGAACUAUAUGUAAACAGCUAUGGAACUGAGAUGGAGAGUUGAACGAUAACUGUUUAGAACAUAUUAGACGGUGAUGGAGCAGCCAACGAAUGCGGGGGAAAUUAUCAGAUGUAAAUUAAUAGGAGGUGUAUAUUCGGAAAGACUUAGUGGAUUUGAAGUACAGACCUAUGUUAUGAUAUAGUGCCCUGAAGCGUGUCAGGUUAUAGUCUCGAUGUUAUAUUGAAUAUCAGAUAAUUGUCACCAUGUUAUAAACACCAUUCAUUUGAUGUCGAAUAAACUUUUCCCUAUUA